This is a messenger RNA of Arabidopsis arenosa, 1143 nucleotides long. The record is from the annotation of a GenBank genome assembly. NCBI's taxonomy places the organism in Eukaryota, Viridiplantae, Streptophyta, Magnoliopsida, Brassicales, Brassicaceae.
ACUCACCAAUCUCUACUUUUCCUUUUGCUUUGUAUCUAGUAUCCAUUGUACCACUUGAAGAGGAAGUAGAGUCAGUUGAGUUAGAGUUGAUUGAUGAAUAUGAAGCAUGCACAUUCAGUGUUGUGCUUGGUGAAGAUAGCGAGAAGCUUGGUAAGGGUUUUGAGGUUGAAUAGAGGCGGCGGUUUGGUCUAGAUGGUGUUCUCAAGCCCGUGGGAGCUGUUUCUUGAUGCGUCAUGCUCGGGAUUGGUGGCCAGAGGCGGCUUCUCUGGCUGCCCGUUGGUGCUCCCGUGCCGCCGGACAAAGCAAAUCGGAUCCAAAUCGAUGAUUCCGGCGAGGAGGUUUCUAUUAUCUCCGUUUGUCGGCGUCACGUUGAUCGCCGUUCUUGUCUCCUUCUACUUCAGAUCUUCCCUCAAGCCUCCACAGCACCAAAGGUUGUUCUCUGUUGAAGAAUUGGCUUUGUACAAUGGCACUGAUGCAACAUUACCUAUACUCUUAGGGAUUCUUGGAUCUGUGUUUGAUGUGACGAAAGGAAAAUCUCAUUACGGUAGUGGAGGAGGUUACAACCAUUUUGCUGGAAGAGACGCUUCUCGUGCAUUUGUUUCUGGGAACUUUACAGGAGAUGGACUUACAGAUUCGUUACAUGGGUUAUCUAGCAGUGAGGUGAAGAGCAUUGUUGACUGGCGAGGUUUCUACUCCAGGACCUACACUCCUGUUGGGAAGCUUGUUGGGCGGUUCUACGAUAGCCAAGGGAAUCCAACUAAACACCUGAAAGGAGCUGAAGCAAAAGCCUCCAGAGGUGCACAACUCAUGGAGAAACAGAAGACUGAGGAAGCCAAGCAACCGAGUUGCAACUCACGAUGGAGUCAAGAUGAAGGUGGAGAGGUUUGGUGUGAUGUUGGAGUACCAAGACUGGUACAGAGACCUUUGGAGAUUGCAAUAACAGGUUCGAUGAGCAAACGUUGCGCUUGCUUUGAGGAAAACCAACUUGAUCAGUCUGGCUUGGAGAUUUAUAAAGACUGUGAGCCUCAUGCCAAGACUUGCAGGGUUUGAAUAUGAUUCACGAGACUCGUUUUAACAACUUUGCGAUAGCUAGUUCCUUCUUUGAGCCAUGUACUCUUUGUAUAAUAUAGCACAGAAUUCUUU